AUGAAUGGCCCCGGAGAUCUAGACAACCUGCUCAGUCAACUUUGUCGAGCAGCUGAGAACUUCAAGCGAGACCAUAAUGAUCUUGAACGGCUCGCCGCCUUGAAAGCCGCUCGUAAACUGGUUCAAGCGCUUGAAACACCACAGGAGGGAGCGUUGCUGACAGGAGUUUCUCCCAUUCAAGUCCUUUGUGUCAGGAUUGCUAUUGAUAUUGACAUAUUCACGACACUCACGAAGAGUAAUGGACCUGUCAGCUUGAAGGAACUGGCUGCCGUCAAGAACGCCGACCCGUCGUUCACAGAGCGAGUUCUGCGUGUCCUCGCAGGGAUCGGUUACGUUAUCGAGCAUGAAGUCAGGGUAUACGCUGCGAACGCGAUGACUCGCUAUAUGAGUGACCCAGGGGCUGUUGCCGUGCUCAAAUUCCAAUUCGACGUCUGUAUGCCUCUAUACUCCAAAGCGCCCGAGUACUUCCGUGAAACAGGGUUCCAAACCCCCCUAGAGUCGAACAAAGGCCUAUUCCAAUACGUUGAGAAAACUGAGGAGUCAAUCUGGAGUCUGAUGUCCAAGAAACACGAGGAUAUGGAUGGAUUCUAUACCCACAUGGCAGGCAGAAGAGCUAACCUGCCUAUUUGGGUUGACUGGUUCCCCGUGCAGGAACGCAUCAUUGAUGGAUUUGAGGACAAGGAUGGAAGUGGACUCCUGGUUGAUGUGGCUGGUGGGCGAGGACAUGAUUUGGAAAGAUUUCGUGCAAAAUUUCCCAGUGCACGAGGUCGUCUUAUUGUUGAAGACUUGCCACAGGUCCUGGAGGGUAUAAACUCUGGAUCUGGGAUUGAGUGUCAACCAAUUGACCUCUUUGAGCCGCAACCUGUCCAAGGUGCACGAGCAUAUUACAUGAAGUUCGUCUUGCAUGACUGGGCAGACCGCCAAUCCCAGCAGAUUCUGCAACAGUUAAAAGUGGCUAUGAAAAAGGGCUACUCGAAACUUCUGAUUGAGGAAGUCAUCCUCGCCGACAAGGAUGCCGAGCCUAUCCCGUCACUAGGAGACUGGAUGAUGCUAGCCAUUCAUUGCGGUAUGGAGCGAACUCAGUCUCAUUGGGAGGGUCUGUUGACUUCGACUGGAUUUCGAGUCGUGAGGUUUUGGAAUCCCCCUAGUCCAGGUCAACAAAGUAUUAUUGAGGCGGAGGUGGCUUAG
Molecule: messenger RNA, 1188 nt
Organism: Penicillium cataractarum
Lineage: Eukaryota; Fungi; Ascomycota; Eurotiomycetes; Eurotiales; Aspergillaceae
Product: O-methyltransferase
Exons: 5
Coding region: 1-1188 (395 amino acids)
Molecular function (GO): O-methyltransferase activity
Source: RefSeq, a predicted model, not a curated record